Molecule: messenger RNA, 1121 nt
Organism: Ochotona princeps (American pika)
Lineage: Eukaryota; Metazoa; Chordata; Mammalia; Lagomorpha; Ochotonidae
Gene: TMEM98
Product: transmembrane protein 98
Exons: 7
Coding region: 204-884 (226 amino acids)
Cellular component (GO): endoplasmic reticulum
Source: RefSeq, a predicted model, not a curated record
GGCGGGGAUUUGGCGGCGCCCCCUCAGGGCGCGGGGCUGCCUCCUUCCCGGCAUGCCCCGCUCGCUGGGCCGCCCGCGGGCCGGACUUCGCCAUCGCGGGCGCCGCGGGGUGCGCUCCGAGCCGUCCCCGGAGGUCUGCUCUGGCCUUGUGUUCUGUCAAGCUUUAGGCUCAUACGGAGGAUGUGAGCGGAGCCCCGGGGAGCAUGGAGACCGUGGUGAUUGUUGCCAUAGGCGUGCUGGCCACCAUCUUCCUGGCCUCCUUUGCGGCCUUGGUGGUGGUGUGCAGGCAGCGCUACUGCCGGCCGCGAGACCUGCUGCAGCGCUAUGAUUCCAAGCCCAUCGUGGACCUGAUCGGGGCCAUGGAGACCCAGUCUGAGCCGUCUGAGUUGGAGCUGGACGAUGUCGUCAUCACCAACCCCCACAUUGAAGCCAUUCUGGAGAAUGAGGACUGGAUUGAAGAUGCCUCGGGGCUCAUGUCCCACUGCAUUGCCAUCUUGAAGAUCUGUCACACUCUGACAGAGAAACUUGUAGCCAUGACGAUGGGCUCAGGGGCCAAGAUGAAGACCUCAGCCAGUGUCAGCGACAUCAUUGUGGUGGCCAAGCGGAUCAGCCCCAGGGUGGACGAUGUGGUGAAGUCUAUGUAUCCGCCGCUGGAUCCCAAGCUCCUGGACGCACGGACCACUGCCCUGCUGCUCUCUGUCAGUCACCUGGUGCUGGUGACCAGGAACGCCUGUCACCUGACCGGAGGCCUGGACUGGAUUGACCAGUCUCUGUCUGCCGCCGAGGAGCACCUGGAGGUCCUUCGAGAAGCGGCGCUGGCGUCUGAGCCGGAGAAGGUUAUGCCGGGCCCCGAGGGCUUCCUGCAGGAGCAGUCGGCCAUCUAGCGGCCCUGGACAGCAUCUUCUGUAGGCUUAGCUUUGCUCUGUGGCUCAGGGGUCCAGCCGCGUGUGCACCAUGAGGAAGGGACCAGAGCUGGUCAUUGGGCACCUCUGUGGCUGGGGAGUGGCAGUCCAGCCCCACAGCAAGGGGUGGCCAUUCUCCAUCUUGACCACAGGGCUGGGCCCUUGGCCCUGUCUGGUCCUCCUAUGGGGUUUUCAGGAAAGCAGUCCCUCUUGAGGAAU